Molecule: messenger RNA, 804 nt
Organism: Helobdella robusta
Lineage: Eukaryota; Metazoa; Annelida; Clitellata; Rhynchobdellida; Glossiphoniidae
Exons: 2
Coding region: 1-804 (267 amino acids)
Source: RefSeq, a predicted model, not a curated record
AUGGAGAAAAAAGGAACGGCUAUGAGUUUAAGACGCAACGAGUACCACUCAGACAGGCCAAAGAAUCGUCGAUUGGUAAACACUGGUGGAGAGUACAUAUCGCCUGAAUUUCAGACGUACUUGCUCAACAAACCUUACAUAUAUCGGGAUUACGUGAAGGAAAUAAAGAGCCCAAAUGUAGUAGAAAAGUUUUCAAUUUUAGGAGUGUCACCCCUUGUGAAACCCUCCCCUUCCUGUAGGUGGUGUACAUCCACACCAAAGAUUUUCAGCUCGGGUGCCAAAAACAUGGCGAACAAAUUGAUGCACUCAACUCCCAAAUCUGACAUAAGAGAAAGCAAGAGGGGCAGCAUGUUGAGACUGAACAGGCCGCUGACAAGUACUCUUGGAAGAGCUGAGAGAAUUCGUUAUGGUAUUGUGGAAGAAGAUGAAGACUACAAGGCUAUGAGAAGAAAAAUCAGAACGAGCGUCUUGAAUCCAACAAAACAAACGGCGAAUAAUCUCAGAGAAGCUAAGAAGAUUCGUUUUGAUGUUGCAGAAGAAGGGAUGGAAGAAGUUGAAGAUUCAAACAAAGAAAAUGAGAGUAAGGAACAACUGACCGAAUCACUGGCAGCAGAUUUGGACCUGGACGAGGCCAUCAGACGACAGAAGAGAAGGAUAAUGUUGGAUUAUCCCCACCCGCGCCAUGAUCCUUUGAUGAGAAAUCUACCAAUGCUGGAAAGAUAUAAUCUGUUCGAUGCAUCGCACGAACAGAGCUACGAACGCAAAAUGCAGAAAGAUGAAAGUGACUCGAAACAGAAAGAAUAG